Molecule: messenger RNA, 1481 nt
Organism: Pristis pectinata (smalltooth sawfish)
Lineage: Eukaryota; Metazoa; Chordata; Chondrichthyes; Rhinopristiformes; Pristidae
Product: interferon-induced protein with tetratricopeptide repeats 5-like
Exons: 2
Coding region: 30-1481 (483 amino acids)
Biological process (GO): defense response to virus
Cellular component (GO): cytosol
Molecular function (GO): protein binding
Source: RefSeq, a predicted model, not a curated record
CACAGAGUCUUUUCCAUCCAGUUGAUACAAUGAGCAACACAUUGAGAGAUUUAUUGAAAGAGAAGCUCGAUCAGCUUCAGUGUCACUUCACAUGGCGCCCACAGAAGGAAAAUAUUGACGUGGAAGAUAUGAUGUACAGAUUGCAAGAUUCUUUGACUUUGGGUGUAAAAUAUCAAGCCACAUCCUACAACCAACUCGCUUUUGUAAACUGCCUGCAAGGCAACUAUGAAGAAGCAAUUCAGAACUUAAAGGAAGCUGAAAAAAUUCUGAGGGAGAACCACAAAGAUGAAUUUGAAAGAAGAAGCAUCAUCACCUAUGGAAACUUUGCCUGGGUGCAUUACCACAUGGGACAACUGACCGAGGCCCAGUCCUACCUCGACAAGCUGGAGAUGAUCUGUAAACCGCUCACUGACGGCCCUCGCUAUACAGCAAUGAUACCUGAAGUGUACGGGGAGAAGGGAUGGUCAUUGCUGAGUUCUGCUGCUGAAUAUUAUGAGGAGGCAAUGGAAUGUUUUGCAAAGGCUGUGGAGGAAGAUCCUGAUAACACGGAAUGGAUCAUGGGAUAUGCAACUGUACUGUUUCGUCUAGAAGCAUUUUCUGGAACCCCGGAGAGUCAUGAACGGCGUCAGUCUGUGAAGCAUCUGCGUCGGGUGCUGGAGCUUGAUCCUGAUGAUGCUAUGGCCAUGGUGCUGUUGGCCCUAAAACUGCAAGAGCUCAAUGAAAAUGAGGAAGCAAAUGAAUUAGUUGAACAAGCAUUGCAGAAGACUGCUGAUCUUCCUUAUGUGCUUCGUUAUGCAGCAAAAUUUUACAGACAAGGGAGAGCUGUGGGGAAAGCAGUCAAGCUCUUGAAACAAGCAUUAGAAUUAACUCCACACUCUUGUUUCCUACACCACCAAAUGGGAAUUUGCUAUAGAAGGCAACUGAAUAACCACCGUAGCAGAAAUCCCUGCAAUCUUGAAUUUCAGCGGAAUGCUGAAUUGAUCAGUCAAUGCAAGUAUCACUUUGGAAAGGCAUUUGAGCACCGUCCAAGGACAGCUGUUAGACCACAAUUGGACUUUGCAGACAUCUGCAUAAAGAAUGGAGAGUAUUCCAGAGCAGAGGAGAUCUACAGUAAACUGGUGGAGUUAGUGGACAUUCGUCCAGAAAAUACGCAGAAAAUAUGUUUAGAGGCUGGAUUAUUUGAACUGCAUCAAAAAAGAUCUGAAUCAAAUGCUGUCAGCCUAUUCCUGAAAGGACUGAAGGUUGAAUACGAGUCAAAUGAACGGAAAAAGUGUCGCAAAAAUUUGGAAAAAUGGGCAGACAGGAAUCUUUGCAGGAAUCCACGUGACAGCAAGGCUCUUGGGGUCAAAGGGUUCCUGUAUCAGCUGGAUGAGAAUAAGGCUAAAGCUAUUGAAUACUUUGAGAAGGCCUUGGAGUUUGAUCCUGGCAAUGAGGAAUAUCUGAAUGCUCUUUCUGAAUUACGUGUUUGUGCACCACAAUGA